CUCCCGGACCCAGCAAGCCAGCCGCCGCGGCGGGCCGUGGGCAUCAUGGGGACAGCCUCGUCGCUGGUGAGUCCCGCUGGCGGGGAGGUGAUCGAGGACACGUACGGGGCAGGCGGCGGCGAGGCCUGCGAGAUCCCGGUGGAGGUGAAGCCCAAGGCCCGCCUGCUGCGCAGCUCGUUCCGCAAGGGUGGAGCCGGGCCCGGGUCGCUGCCUCGCGCGGCGGGCGGCGGCGGGCUGCUGGGAGCCAGCUUCAAGUCCACCGGCUCGUCUGUGCCAGAGCUGGAGUACGCGGCAGCCGAGUUCGAGCGGCUCAAGAAGGAGUAUGAGAUCUUCCGGGUCAGCAAGAACCAGGAGUUGCUGUCCAUGGGUCGCCGAGAGGCCAAGCUGGACACCGAGAACAAGCGGCUGCGGGCGGAGCUGCAGGCACUUCAGAAAACUUAUCAGAAGAUACUUCGGGAAAAAGAGGGUGCAUUGGAAGCAAAAUACCAAGCCAUGGAGAGAGCAGUUACAUUUGAACAUGACAGAGACAGAGUUAAAAGGCAAUUCAAGAUUUUUAGGGAGACCAAAGAAAAUGAGAUACAGGACUUACUGAGGGCCAAGCGAGAGCUGGAAAGCAAACUCCAGAGGCUGCAGGCUCAGGGCAUCCAAGUUUUUGACCCUGGGGAGUCUGAUUCGGAUGACAACUGUACGGAUGUCACAGCUACUGGAACCCAAUGUGAAUACUGGCCCAGCAGAGCCUUGGGAAGUGAGCCGUCCAUAGGCAGCAUGAUCCAGCUCCAGCAGUCCUUCCGAGGCCCUGAAUUUGCCCACAGUUCUAUAGAUGUGGAAGGACCCUUCGCAAACAUCAACCGAGAUGACUGGGACACUGCUGUGGCUGGCUUAUUGCAGGUCACCCCCUUGUUCUCACACUCUCUGUGGAGUCACUCCGUCAGAUGUUACCUCAUCUACACAGAUGAAACCCAGCCCGAAAUGGAACUUUUCCUUAAGGACCAUUCACCUAAACUUAAAAGAAUGUGCGAGGCAAUGGGAUAUUUUUUCCAUGCUGUUUAUUUUCCAAUAGAUGUUGAAAAUCAGUACCUCACUGUAAGAAAAUGGGAACUCGAGAAGAGUUCUUUAGUUAUUUUAUUCCUUCACUCAACGUUACCAAGUUUUCUACUGGAAGACUGUAAAGAAGCCUUUCUGCAAAACCCAGAAGGAAAACCACGAUUAAUCUACCAUCGUUGGGAGGAUGGGAAAGUCACUUCCGACUCUGUCCAGCAGUUCCUGGAUCAAGUUUCUGACCUAAGCAAGACCAACAAAGCCAAGAUCAUCGAUCACUCAGGGGAUCCGGCGGAGGGCGUGUAUAAAACUUACAUCGCUGUGGAAAAGAUUAUUAAACAGGACAUCCUCGGCCUUGAGAACACAGACGUGGAGGUAAAGGAUGUGGGCAGUGAGGAUUCCACUCCAGAAGAAGAUGAUUUCGGGGAUGUUCUGUGGGACAUACACGAUGAGCAGGAGCAGAUGGAAGCCUUUCAGCAGGCUUCGAACUCAGCCCAUGAACUGGGAUUUGAGAAAUAUUACCAGCGCCUGGAUGAUCUGGUGGUGGCACCAGCCCCAAUCCCACCCCUCCUGGUUUCUGGAGGACCAGGUUCUGGAAAGUCCCUCCUUUUAUCAAAGUGGAUUCGGCUACAGCAGAAGCAUUUCCCUAACACGCUGAUCCUGUCUCAUUUUGUGGGGCGGCCCAUGUCAACCAGCUCAGAGUCCUCCUUGAUUAUCAAGCGGCUGACUCUGAAGCUGAUGCAGCACUUUUGGGCUGUCUCUGCACUGACCCUGGAUCCUGCUAAGCUGCUGGAAGAAUUCCCACACUGGCUAGAGAAGCUCUCCGCUCGGCAUCAGGGCAGCAUCAUCAUCGUCAUCGAUUCCAUAGAUCAAGUUCAGCAAGUGGAGAAGCACAUGAAGUGGCUGAUAGACCCACUGCCGGUGAACGUCAGAGUUAUUGUUUCUGUGAAUGUGGAGACCUGCCCCACUGCAUGGAGGUUGUGGCCUACACUGCAUCUGGAUCCUUUAAGCCCCAAAGAUGCAAAAUCCAUAAUAAUGGCAGAGUGCUGCUCUGUAGACAUGACGUUGAGCAGAGAGCAGGAGAAGAAGCUGGAACAGCAUUGCCGCUCGGCCGCGACCUGCAACGCCCUCUACGUCACCCUUUUCAGCAAAAUGAUGGCGAGUGCCCGGAGAGCAGGCAACUUAGAUGAAACCCUUCCUGAGUGCCUGCAGUGUCAAGAUACGGUUUCAUUAUACAGACUCGCGCUCCGCUCCAUCCGGGAGUCCGUGCCACGUGAUGUGGAUAAAGAGCUGAUGACACAGGUUCUCUGCCUCAUCAACGUCAGUCACAAUGGUGUGAGUGAGUCGGAGCUGAUGGAGCUGUAUCCAGAGACGUCCUGGGCCUCCUUGACCUCCAUUGUUCACAGUUUACACAAAAUGUGUGUGCUGACUUACAGCUGUGGCUUGCUUAGGUUUCAACAUCUGCAGGCCUGGGAAACAGUGAGACUGGAGUACAUGGAAGACCCCACCCUCAUUUCUUCGUAUAGGCAAAAGCUAAUCAACUAUUUUACCUCACAGCUCAGUCAGGACAGAGUGACCUGGAGAAGUGCGGACGAGCUCCCGUGGCUUUUCCAGCAGCAGGGAAGCAAACAGAAGCUGCACGACUGCCUCCUCAAUCUCUUCGUGUCUCAAAACCUCUACAAAAGAGGACACUUCGCCGAGUUGCUGAGUUACUGGCAGUUUCUUGGCAAAGACAAAGGUGCCAUGGCCACCGAGUACUUCGAGUCGCUGAAGCAGUAUGGGAACUGUGAAGGCGAGGAGAACAUGCUCUGCCUAGCCGACCUGUAUGAAACCCUCGGCCGCUUUCUGAAGGACCUCGGUCUUCUCAGUCAGGCCGUGGUGCCUUUACAGAGGUCCCUAGAAAUUCGGGAGACAGCCUUAGAUCCAGACCACCCGAGAGUUGCCCAGUCCCUGCACCAACUGGCCAGUGUGUACGUGCAGUGGAAGAAGUUUGGGGAUGCAGAGCAGCUGUAUAAACAGGCCUUGGAGAUCUCGGAAAACGCGUAUGGUGCGGACCAUCCACAUGCUGCUCGUGAACUGGAGGCACUGGCAACUUUGUACCAUAAACAGAAUAAAUAUGAACAAGCUGAACAUUUUAGGAAAAAAUCCGUUGUAAUCCGUCAGCAAGCCACAAGGAGGAAAGGCAGCCUGUAUGGGUUUGCCCUGCUACGCAGACGGGCCCUGCAGUUAGAAGAACUCACCUUAGGCAAGGACAAGCCUGAGAAUGCCCGCACCCUCAAUGAACUCGGUGUCCUCUACUACCUUCAAAACAACCUGGAAACAGCAGAGCAGUUUCUGAAGCGUUCCUUGGAAAUGAGGGAGCGGGUGCUGGGGCCAGAUCACCCAGACUGUGCCCAGUCCCUAAAUAACUUGGCAGCUCUUUGCAAUGAAAAGAAGCAGUAUGAUAAAGCAGAAGAGCUCUACGAGCGAGCCCUGGACAUCCGGAGACGAGCCUUGGCGCCUGACCACCCUUCCCUGGCCUACACAGUGAAGCAUCUCGCAAUCCUGUAUAAGAAAACAGGAAGAGUUGACAAAGCUGUACCUUUGUAUGAAUUGGCUGUUGAAAUUCGGCAGAAAUCCUUUGGCCCAAAGCACCCCAGUGUAGCUACUGCCUUGGUGAACUUGGCAGUCCUUCAUAGCCAAAUGAAAAAGCACAGUGAAGCCCUGCCACUUUAUGAAAGAGCAUUAAAGAUUUAUGAAGAUAGCUUGGGGCGGAUGCAUCCUCGAGUUGGAGAAACAUUAAAAAAUUUAGCUGUGCUCAGCUAUGAAGAAGGGAAUUUUGAAAAGGCUGCUGAACUGUACAAAAGGGCAAUGGAAAUAAAAGAGCAGAGACAUCGCUUUUGGGUGGAAAAGCUCCUUCAAGGCAGUCAUCAAGUGGAGACACGUUUAUCUUUAAAACAACUCAUUCUCCUAAUAUUUUCCUUCCCCAAGGACAAAGGUAACAGUGCCAAUUUUUUACAAGAAUACCUCAGGAUAAAACAAACAUCUGGAACAUCUGAAUUCAAAACCAUGUUUUUAAAGAAAAUCAUUUUCCUACUUAGUGUUAUUUAACUGGUAUUUGCAUGAAGUUGUAUUGGAUUACACUUAGUUGUUAUGUCCAGUUUAAAUUGAUUAAAUAACCCAUUUCCUAUGGGAUGAGAUCCAGGGUGUAGACGUCAGCGCUCUAAUAACAUGAGGAGUGGGUUGGUCUCUGCAACAAGAGCUGGCGGGAGCCCAUGGUUUAAGAAUUCCAUGAUUCUUUUGCUCCCUUGAGAGCAGCCUUAGACCUGCCAUUCACUGGUCUUGUUUUCAACAGGGGUUUGACCCAGUUCUCUACCUCAAAGAAAUGUUUACGAAUGGUCUGAACAUUCUUCAGUGAAAUAAACCAGAUAGGAAUUCUUGUUUUCCUUUUCCUGGGUUUGUGUGUGAGGACAUGCACACACAUGGGCAUGCACAUGUGGAGGUCAGGGGUCAGCCUUGGGUAUCAUUCCUCAGUUGCUGUCCACCUUGAUUUUUCUUUUGAGACAGGGUCUCAGUGACCUGGUGCUCAUUUAGCUAGACUGACUGGUCUUCCAGCAUCCAGGUACCCUAUCCACCUGACUCCACCUCCUGAAAUAGGAUUACAAGCCUCCAAUCCUAUGCCCAGCUUUCUAAAGGGGGUUCUGGAGAUUGAACUUGGGUCCUUAUGCUUACAUGGCAAAUGCUUUACCAACUGAGCUAUCUCCCCGCCUCUUACUGUGUAUGUGAGAGCUCAGGCUGACCAUGAACUCAUCAUCACUCCUCCUUGGCCUCCUGGGUGCUGGGAUCACAGGUGUGUGCCACACCUGGCUUUGCUUUCAAGUCUUCCUUUUCCCUAAGCUGACUUAGUCAGCCCACCUUUUGUGCUGUCUCCAGGGAAGUUUAUCACUGUGCUGUGCUGCAGUGUCGGAUGGCAGCCACGGGUGCAAGGCUCUGUACCAUUCUGAUCUUAUUGUGGUACAGGCCUGGCCCCUAGCUACUCACAAGCUGAGGCAGGAGGUUCUCAAGGUCAGGGCGAGCCCAGGCAACUUAGUGAGACCUUGUCACAAAACUAAAAAGUAGGGCUGGGGACACAGUGGUAGUAUGCAUCAUACCCUGGGUUUAGUCCUCAGCACACACAAAAAAGCCAUGACAAUCCCAUUUCUCUCCUAAAUGGUCUAAAUUAAUCUUGCUUUACCUCAAUUAGUUGUCAUUUUUAUACUGAGAAUUAAGUAUUUUUAUAGAUUUUAUAAUAUUGCCACAUUAGUUUUUAUUUGUAUAUUUGUAGUAAAAUUUUCAUCAAUUUUAAAUCUCAUAAGAUCUCAAUAUGUAUUAUUAUAAAGAUGUUAUAGAAAUUGUAUUCCAUUGUCUUAAAAUAAAAGUACAAUGGCCAAGUUCUCUUUUUUGUACUCUGUACUGGGGGCUACACUUUGUAUAAUUAUUUUAAAAUAAACAUUGACCGUAUUUUAGCAGACUUGAAUAUUGGCCAGGUUUACUCAGUAGUUUGAUGAAGUUGAAGAACUCUGGUGACUGCAGGCUGUGCCCAGUGUCAUCGCAUCUUCCCCAGGGGAUGCAGUAGCCAGUGCCAUCGCCUACAGAACUUACAGUCAGUCUGCGAGGCCUCACCUGAGCCACUCAAGCAGCCUGAGAGCUAGGUGGCCAGGGAACUCCUGAGCUUGUGAGCUUGAGAAGCACUGCUACAAUCUAGACACUGUGAUUGACAGUGACUUAAAUUAGACAGGAAUGCACAGAAGAAGGAUUCCUCUUCCACCCUUUGGGGGAGGGUCAAGGUUCAGGAGGAAAAAAGCUAAAAUAUGAGUGUAACCUAUCUCUUGGGGUUUGCCCUGUGAAAGGUACAAAUAACUGAAUUCAUGAAUACAUUAAAUAUUGAUUUUACAACUCAUUUAUCAGAGCUCAAAAUCUGAUUAUUUCAUGAUUUAAUACACUGAAAGUAUAGUAUUAAGUUUAACACCUUAAAACAACUCUGUGAUCAAUACUCUAAAAGAAUCUUCAAAAAAGCAUCAUAUUUUUCUUCUAAAAUUUAGAUUUGAGAACUUUACAAAACUAUUUUUAAAACUUAAGGGUUAAAUGACUGAGGUGGUCACUCUAAAUUAUAUAUUUCAAAUUAAGUAUAUAGUAAAAUUAUUUUAUCUAUUAUUUUUAUCUCAUUAUUUACUGUACUAACAAUGUUUGCCUUCACGAGAAUGCCUAAAAGCAACUGUAACAAACAUUUGUGUGUAGAUCUGUAAUUCAAACAGUCAAAUUAUGUUCAUGUUAACAUAGAUGUGAUUCUCAGAUUAUGUUCAUGUUAACAUAGUUAUAAGAUUUUCAAGUUACAUUCAUGUUAACAUAGAUGUGAUUCUUAGUUAAUUAUGUUCACAUUAACAUACCCUUCACAGCAAAAUGGUAAUUUUCAGACAAGUCCCUCAUAAACAAUUGCUAAGAGCCAAAUUUUGCUAUAACUUGUCCUCAGUACUUUACAGAAAGGAAAAUUGGAAAAACAAAAAUGUGAUUUGAUGCAGUCAAAGCUUCUCUGACAUAUUCUUAAAGUCAUUGCCUUUUCCUAUUGGCCCACAUUUUUGGGUGUCAGGAGAAUUUUCAUGAGAAGAAAAAUACAAAAACCUGAGAAGCACAGAUUGCCUUUCUGCUAACAAAAGAAACAAAAUGAUGAAUGGUUUUACUGCCGUCUAGACUCUGGAUUCUAGAGUCACUGUUAGAACGGUAUUGGGGCUGCUGGCCUUUCUCACUAGGAGUCACAGCAUCUACACAUCCAGCCAAACCUCUACGUGGUAAUUCAUGAUGCAGUGUCUUAAUUCUCAGCCACUGCUGCUGCCCCUUAGUCUCUGUGGCCACAGACUAUGGGGAGAGCAAUAUGGGAUUAAAAGGUGCCUGCCACCAGAUUGCAUUUAGUUAUUUUUGAGAUGAUAAUCCAGUAGUUUCCAAUGAAAGAUAUUGGGUAAGAGUGAGAUACAUGAGAAUCCAGGACAGCCUAAGAUACCAGAAAGAGAGAUCUUUAGAAGUCAGUUAAUCCUAUAUAUUAUACCUUAACCAAACCUGAAAGUUCAACAAUUUCAAGUAAGCUUUAGAAAAUUCAUGGACCAGUAUUUCUAAAGAAUUAUUCUAAAAAAAAAAAAAAAAUUCAUUUAAAAAAUUUAAA
Molecule: messenger RNA, 7210 nt
Organism: Peromyscus leucopus (white-footed mouse)
Lineage: Eukaryota; Metazoa; Chordata; Mammalia; Rodentia; Cricetidae
Gene: Nphp3
Product: nephrocystin 3
Biological process (GO): kidney development; convergent extension; determination of left/right symmetry
Molecular function (GO): protein binding
Source: RefSeq, a predicted model, not a curated record